AUGAAAAAGCGCCAGUCGUCGUCUUCCUUUGAGCAAGAAGGCUCGUUGGACAAUCGUCCGCGUAAGAGAUGCGACGGGGAAAGCCCCUGUGGUCGCUGUACGUUGGACAAGACCAGUUGCAAUUAUGGGGAGAGAAAAACUGCCCGUGAAAAAGUGUACCCUAGUGGAUACGUCGAGAUGCUCGAAGAACAGCAAGGCUGGCUCAUUUACGCGCUUCAGAAAUUAUAUCGUCACACAAGUCAAGGUGAAGGAUGGCCAGGCCAACCUUUAACAUGCGAAGAGGAUGGGCAACCACUAACCCACGACUUGCUGUACCAUCUCGGAGCACUUAAUAAGCCAAAAUAUGAGGAGCUUGAAGAAGUGGUCGACAUGAGGGAGAAGGCGAAAUGCAUGACAAGCAGCACUUUAAUAAAAACUAAGCCGGAGAUUGCGCAACCAGAGCCUUUUUCACCUGCCACUUCAGAUACUUUUGCAGGGCAAUAUUCAUCUGCACUGUCAGCUUCAACAUUCUCUUCGCAGCAAGGCCCAGACUUGAGUAACGAUUUGCAAAUAACCGAGCUACCGUCCGGCAUAUUUGCGCCCUGGACAACCCUGGAAGACCGGGCGGAUACUUCAUGCGAUCAUUUGCAGCAAUGGCCAUAUAGUUCGGGUACAUCCAAUAAUACGGACCUCACGUUGGGUUUCGAUUACUUGGCCAUACCAUUUGACGACCCGUUUGCCUCGCUGAUCCCUAGACUUUAG
Molecule: messenger RNA, 741 nt
Organism: Aspergillus alliaceus
Lineage: Eukaryota; Fungi; Ascomycota; Eurotiomycetes; Eurotiales; Aspergillaceae
Exons: 3
Coding region: 1-741 (246 amino acids)
Biological process (GO): regulation of DNA-templated transcription
Molecular function (GO): zinc ion binding; DNA-binding transcription factor activity, RNA polymerase II-specific
Source: RefSeq, a predicted model, not a curated record